Messenger RNA from Ipomoea triloba (trilobed morning glory), 1320 nucleotides. RefSeq names its product peroxisomal adenine nucleotide carrier 2-like. The transcript has 3 exons. Gene Ontology annotation, cellular component: peroxisomal membrane. Gene Ontology annotation, molecular function: ATP transmembrane transporter activity; ADP transmembrane transporter activity. Bases 362 to 922 code for a protein of 186 amino acids. The record is from RefSeq and is a predicted model, not a curated record. NCBI's taxonomy places the organism in Eukaryota, Viridiplantae, Streptophyta, Magnoliopsida, Solanales, Convolvulaceae. Gene Ontology annotation, biological process: peroxisome organization; ATP transport; fatty acid beta-oxidation.
AGUUCAAAUAUAUCGGUAUCAGUAUUUUUGGAUAAGAAAUGGUGUGGAUGGAUGGGGAACUGAGCUUGGAGAAUGUAGGUCGUUAUGAGGGAUACUUGAGUUUUCAUAACCGAUUGGUUUAGCUGAAACAAGAACAAUGAAUAUCUUUGUUGUAACAUCGAAUUACAGAUUUUCUGAAUAUCUUUACCCUUUGCUUCAUGAGAUUAUUCUACUCCUGUUAAAUGCCUAGGACACCUGACAAGUGACAAUCACAGGGUAAUGGCCCUCUCUAAUCUGCCCGCCAUCACCUUCCUCAACCAAAGGAUCUUAAAUGUUUUGUUUUUGGGAUGUUUUGUAGCCACUGGAUACAGCUUCGUUGAGGAUGCAGACUAGUGCAUUUGGAAAAUCUAAAAGCCUUUGGAAAACGCUUACAGAAGGCAGCUUGAGCGAAGCAUUUGAUGGUCUCGGAAUUUCUCUUUUAUUGACAUCCAACCCUGCCAUUCAGUACACAGUUUUCGAUCAGCUCAAGCAACGGCUCCUGAAAGAUCAACAAACUUCAAAGGGGAAGGAUUCAUCACCAGUAGUCCUUUCUGCAUUUUCCGCAUUUUUAUUAGGCGCACUCUCAAAGACCAUUGCUACAAUUAUUACUUUUCCGGCUAUCAGGUGCAAAGUCAUGAUUCAAGUUGCGGACACAAGUGAUGAUGGGGAGAAGAAACCCAAGCGCAAACCACCUAAAACACUUCUAGGUGUUGCUUGUGCUAUCCUUAGAAAAGAAGGGAUUCUCGGUUUCUUUAAGGGAAUAGAAGCGCAAAUCUUGAAGACGGUGCUAAGUUCUGCGCUGCUCUUGAUGAUAAAGGAAAAGAUCUCUGCAUCAACCUGGGUCCUCGUUCUUGGACUCAGUAGGCUUCUCGUCGUCAACCAGAGAAGAUUAAAGAACUCAUAGCUGUAAUGCCCCGCAAGAACUCAGCAAGUAAUGGAUUCUGCGAGUUCUGAGAGAGCCAAGUUCCAUUGCUGCUUCUGGGUUUUUCGUGUUCCCGGUGACAGAAGCUAAGGCACCUCUUAUUGGAUAAUAUCUAUUAUAGCCACAAGAGGUAGGAAGUGAAAGUUGAAGUAAAUGGAAUAAGCAAAGGAUAUUCAUUAUUUGUUUAUUGAAUAAGAUGUAGUGAGAUAUUGAUAUGCGGUUGGAGAAACGCAGCCAAAAAUAGUUGCCAAUGUUGCUUAGAAGUUGUUUUGAGUUUAAAGUAUAAAUGUUGGUAGAGGACUGUAUUUUACUGCAGAUAGUAAUUGCUGUUCUUCAGCAUGAACAGAAAUAAAUUAUUAUUAUUAUUAUUAUGGACUGCA